This is a messenger RNA of Xenopus tropicalis (tropical clawed frog), 1107 nucleotides long. RefSeq names its product docking protein 6 (gene dok6). NCBI's taxonomy places the organism in Eukaryota, Metazoa, Chordata, Amphibia, Anura, Pipidae. The transcript has 7 exons. The record is from RefSeq and is a predicted model, not a curated record. The coding region runs from base 97 to 1035 and encodes 312 amino acids.
CGCUUUUUCAGAAACACAUGCAGAAGCUCGGGGAGAGUGCAUGAAUCAAUCCAGAGCAUUAGGCUGAGAGAGAGCAAGAGAGAGAACAAGCUGGCUAUGGCAUCUAACUUCAAUGAUAUUGUAAAGCAAGGCUACGUUAGAAUCCGCAGCAAAAAGCUUGGGAUUUAUCGACGCUGUUGGUUGGUGUUUAAGAAAGCAUCUAGCAAAGGUCCAAGGAGAUUAGAGAAGUUUCCUGAUGAAAAAGCAGCUUAUUUUAGGACCUUCCAUAAGGUGACAGAAUUGCACAACAUCAAAACUAUAACAAGACUGCCUCGAGAGACUAAGAAACAUGCGGUAGCAAUUAUCUUUCAUGAUGAUACUUCAAAGACAUUUUCCUGUGAGUCAGAACUGGAAGCAGAGGAAUGGUGCAAAUUUCUCUGUGUGGAAUGUUUAGGAACCAGAAUUAAUGAUAUAAGCCUUGGGGAACCCGACCUUCUUGCAGCUGGAGUACAGAGGGAGCAAAAUGAACGGUUCAAUGUAUAUCUCAUGCCAACACCAAAUUUAGACAUCUACGGGGAAUGCACAAUGCAGAUCACACAUGAGAAUAUCUAUCUGUGGGACAUUCACAAUGCAAAAGUCAAGCUAGUCAUGUGGCCUCUAAGUUCUUUAAGGAGAUACGGCAGGGAUUCUACAUGGUUUACAUUUGAAUCUGGGAGAAUGUGUGACACUGGUGAGGGAUUGUUUACAUUCCAAACAAGAGAAGGAGAGAAGAUCUACCAGAAGGUCCAUUCUGCUACUCUGGCAAUAGCUGAACAACAUGAAAGGCUCAUGCUAGAACUGGAGAAAAAAUCAAGACUCCAGACGACUCUGACGGAACCUAUGACAUUGUCCAAAUCAAUAUCUCUUCCUCGGAGCGCGUACUGGCAUCACAUCACCAGGCAAAACAGCGUUGGUGAGAUCUACAGCUUGCAGGGCAAGUGGAUUAUUAAAGAAUUAUCCUUGAUCCCGUCCUCCUCUCCCCGCACAACUCAUUCAAAUUGCUUUUAUUUAGUUUGAAUCGAUUGUUUCGUACUUUUCUUAUUUCAAUUUACGACGCCUCAUAAAUUUUAAGUGGGACCCGAAUUUCUA